UCGUCUGAGGGGCCACGUGAAGAGACAAAAGCAUCAACAGACAACAGUAUACCAUUUCCCAUGUCUAUAAGAAACUCAAAUGCAAUUGAUGGCUCCAAGAUCCUUCAUCCUAUUAUUAACUCGAUAAUUUAUUUCCACCUUCCACAGACACAGAUUUCAUAGGAAUUAGAAAAUGGGGCAAAUGGAUGCAAUUCUGAAUCUUGAAGCACUGCCUUUGGGGACUGCAAUUACAGCUGUUGUUCUUGUCGUCCUCACUUUGUUGUUCAUUCGAGGAUAUGUGAGUGAUCAUAAGAGGAGAUCUUCAGGCCUCCCUUCUCCACCAGAGGUGCCAGGGCUUCCAUUGAUUGGAAAUUUGCUGCAAUUAAAAGAGAAGAAACCUUACAAGACUUUUACCAAAUGGGCCGAGGAAUAUGGUCCUGUCUAUUCCAUUAGAACAGGUUACAACUCCAUAGUUGUACUCAACUCCAAUGAUGUUGCUAAGGAGGCUAUGGUGACAAGAUUCUCGUCCAUCUCAACAAGAAAGCUAUCGAACGCGCUAAAGAGACUCACUUCUGAUAAAAAUAUGGUUGCAAUGAGUGAUUAUGGUGAAUUUCACAAGACAGUAAAACGGCAUAUACUCACAAGUACAUUGGGACCUAAUGCACAGAAACAGCAUCGUGUUCACAGGGAUACCAUGAUAAUGAACAUUUCUGAACAAUUGCAUGCUCAUGUAGAGAAGGAUCCUCUUCAACCUGUAUACCUUAGGAAGAUAUUCGAGCCUGAGCUUUUUGGAUUGGCAUUGAAAGAAGCUCUUGGAAAGGAUAUUGAGUCGGUUUAUGUUGAGGAACUUGGAAUGACCCUGUCAAAGGGAGAGAUAAUGAAGAUAUUAGUGCAUGAUCAAAUGGAGGGUGCUAUUGAGGUAGAUUGGAGAGAUUUUUUUCCGUACCUGAGGUGGAUUCCCAACAAAAGCUUCGAAAAUAAAAUUCAGCGGAUGUGUUUCCGUAGGACAGCUGUGAUGAAGGUUCUCAUUAAUGAGCAGAGGAGACGAAUUGAUUGCGGCAAGGAACUCAACUGCUACAUUGACUACUUGUUAUCCAAAGCAAAAAUGCUAUCCGAGCAACAAAUACUUAUGCUGCUAUGGGAAGCCAUAAUCGAAACAUCAGACACCACUUUUCUCACCACAGAAUGGGCCAUGUAUGAACUUGCAAAAGAUCCAGAGAGACAGGAUCGUCUUUAUAUGGAGAUUAAAAAUGUCUGUGGAUUCGAAAAAAUCACAGAGGAAAAGUUAAUCCAACUUCCAUACUUGUCUGCUGUAUUUCAUGAAACUUUGAGAAAGUACAGUCCUGCUCCUAUAGUUCCUCUUAGAUAUGUUCAUGACGAUACACAAGUAGGAGGAUACUACAUUCCAGCUGAAACCGAGAUUUGUAUAAAUAUUUUUGGGUGCAACAUGGACAAAAAAUUGUGGGAGUGUCCUGAACAGUGGCAGCCUGAAAGAUUUCUCAAUGAGAAAUAUGAUCCAAUGGAUAUGCACAAGACAAUGGCUUUUGGAGCUGGAAAGAGGGUAUGUGCAGGCUCUCUCCAGGCAAUGUUGAUUUCUUGUAUAGCCAUUGGGAGAUUAGUUCAAGAGUUCGAAUGGAAACUGAAGGAGGGAGAACAAGAAAAUGUUGACACUCUUGGGCUUACUACUCGCAAACUUCAUCCAAUGCAAGCAAUCUUAAAGCCAAGAAUUGACAAAGAAAGAUUGUAACUGUCGUGUUCAAAGUCAUGGUUUGUCUAAUUGAAUCCCUUUUAUUUAUCAGAAAUUCGGCCAUACCCUCUUUAGCAUGCUUGUAAAUUUUCAAAAGUUUUACAUGUCCAGUAGUUUGAAGCUGUGGCUCAUUGUAUCUUUUCGGAGUGGACCAAUCCCCCACCAACCCCCAACCCACAAAAAAACCCCCCCACUCCCCCUUUUCAAUAAAUAGCCCCCGUUUUUUUUCA
This is a messenger RNA of Olea europaea var. sylvestris, 1956 nucleotides long. Its product is annotated as ent-kaurene oxidase, chloroplastic-like. Gene Ontology annotation, cellular component: chloroplast outer membrane; endoplasmic reticulum. The record is from RefSeq and is a predicted model, not a curated record. Lineage: Eukaryota; Viridiplantae; Streptophyta; Magnoliopsida; Lamiales; Oleaceae. Gene Ontology annotation, molecular function: ent-kaurene oxidase activity; heme binding; iron ion binding. Gene Ontology annotation, biological process: gibberellin biosynthetic process. Bases 173 to 1726 code for a protein of 517 amino acids. The transcript is spliced from 9 exons.